Messenger RNA from Symbiodinium sp. CCMP2592, 1827 nucleotides. The record is from the annotation of a GenBank genome assembly. NCBI's taxonomy places the organism in Eukaryota, Dinophyceae, Suessiales, Symbiodiniaceae.
AUGGAUCCCGAGAACAUUACUCUCGCGAACGCGACGGAGGCCACCUCGGACUUGUGGAUACGUGUUCUACCGCAACAUGUAAAGGUCGGUCCUAUGCCGGCAGGUCCCGUAUCUCCCUUGACACUUCCUAUUCGUGAGCUUGAAUCCCGCCCUGCGACCCUCAAGCAUUUCCUCGACAUCAUUUACGACUUCGAGGGACCCAUCAAUCACGAUCAGCUAGGCCCCAUCCUUCGAGAUCAGGCUUGGGACGAGCUGCCAGCCCCAUUCGGAUUCCAGAAGAAGCUAGAGGUGAAGUUCUUGAUGCAAGUUUUUAUCCGCACCCAGGCAAACGGCAAGCACUGCAUCGUGAAACACGUUUUCCUUCCCGACAACAAGAUCAAAGCUUCACUCGUAAGUGGUUGUGGCUAUGGAACCCUUCAUGAGGUCGUGUGGGGACACAAUCCGAAAACUACAAAAAAGGCUCUGCAGUUUAUGUUGGAGCAGAUGGGCGGUAUCCAAUACAGACUUUUUGUUCUUGCCCCUGAGCAAAAGAAGAAAGUAAAAGCUGUAAUGGAGAAAUCCGAGGAGGAGCUGGAGAAGGGGUUUCAGUACAUCCGGGAGCAUGGUGAAAGGGAUAAGGGGAAUUUGAAACAGCUUCUAUGGAUCCAGAAGAACGUCGCGGCAAACUCACCAAUAAAGGGUUGGAAAGACGGUCUUGUGCAACGGUGCCUCGAUAGCUUGGCCACCGAUGCAACCAUGGCGGACUUGAUCACCCGGUCCGACUUGGUUAUUUCUGACUUUGAAGAUGAAAUCCAGGAUCUCUUUUUCAAGAUUGUGCCCUACCUCCGCGAGCAUGCUAUUUGGGUAUUGGGAGAACCGGGGAAGGGCAAAACGCCGUUGGGAAGGGUUUUAGCCAUGAUGUUCAGUCGUUACCAUGGCGGGGUGGGAAGCUACCGCAGCGGUAGUGACUUUGACUAUUUCCGAGGAUGCCCAUUUUCGACAGCUGUCCCAGCCAUUUACGACGACGGGGAGAUCGGGUUGGAGCCGGUGAAGAAAAAAAAGGCGUUUUCGGAUGUUGCGGAUACCGAGACACUCACCCGUGAACGGUGGACAGCAGCGAAAUUUAAACAAAACCAACUUCGUGUAGUCAUCGACAACGCCUACGAGCGGGUGCAGGAGCCAGAGAUUGUGCCGGGACCCAACCCAACCAUCUCACACGACGACUUCGUUAAGAUGAUCCGCCCAGCACUCGGAGACAUUUCCUCAGUCGACACCAUGGCAAUCUUCAAGCGGUCCGUAUUCUUUCUCGUCACUAAGACCUCCGUCUACUGGCGCUUGCCCGGUCCCCUUGAGAAGCCUAUCAAUCGCAAAAGUUGGCUUCUUCCUGACCUCAUCAAAGCAAGUGCCAAGCCCAUCAUUGCUAACUUCAAAAGGAAAGGCCCCCCUCCCGCAAAUCAGGAGAGUCGGAUUCUUUGGGAAAAUGCGUGGUUGCUCGAGGCCAUUCGUCAGCAUGACCAUCCAGAUCAAGCCCCCGUUCCUCGACCUUGCCCGGAGUCUAUUCGUGUGAAGAGGGAGCGGUUGGCAUUCGCGCAGUCGCUUUCUUCGCAAUCGGUUCGUGCACCCAUUGAGUUGGAUUCCCCAUCACCGGCAAAGAGGGCGAGACAGGGUGAAUGCAACAUCAGGAAUCCGGAUUUCGCAGGCUUGCCCCCCAACCCCGACGCGGAUGAGGAGCUGCAGAGCAACAAUGGCGGUGAUAAGGAUGACUUAGAACAGGAGCUUGAAAAGAUUCUCGAGGAGAAGUCCCAGAAAUCGGAUGAUGAGAUGGAUGUGGUGGAGUCAGCGUCCUGA